Messenger RNA from Spathaspora passalidarum NRRL Y-27907, 687 nucleotides. RefSeq names its product protein FMP52, mitochondrial. Bases 1 to 687 code for a protein of 228 amino acids. Gene Ontology annotation, biological process: import into nucleus. Gene Ontology annotation, cellular component: cytoplasm. The transcript has a single exon. The record is from RefSeq and is a predicted model, not a curated record. NCBI's taxonomy places the organism in Eukaryota, Fungi, Ascomycota, Pichiomycetes, Serinales, Debaryomycetaceae.
AUGAGUCUAUUUAUAUUAGGUGCUACUGGACUCGUUGGUGCAGAAGUUGUUAAAUACGGUGAGAAGUCCUCAGUUUUUGAAAAAGUAAUUCCAUUAAUCAGACGCCAUUCCAAAUUAGAAGGUUCCAAAAUAUCUGUCAUUGAGGAACCAGACACUUCCAAGUGGCCAGAAGUUAUUGCUAAUGAAUCCAAAUCCACACCAAUUGAUGCUUUCAUUUCGGCAUUAGGUUCUACAAGAGCCAAAGCAGGCUCAGCUGAGAAUUUUAGAAAAAUCGAUUACGGAAUCAAUUACGAAAAUUUCAAAGCAGCUAAAGAAAAUGGAGUUAAAACCGCAGUGUUGGUUAGUUCUAUUGGUGCCAAUGCCAAAUCUUGGUUCCUUUAUCCUCAAACAAAGGGAAAGUUGGAAGAUGAUGUAAUUGCACUUGGAUUUGAACAUACUGUGAUUCUUCGUCCUGGAGCAUUACUUGGUGAGAGAGAAAGUGCUCAUGGAUGGGCCAAUGGAGCUGUUAAUACUAUUGGAAGAGCUACUAAGGGUACAUUUUUUGCUCCUGUGUUACAUCCAAUUGAAGGUGCUGAUGUUGCAAAAGUAGCUGUGGAUUUUGCUGAAAAAUCCAAGAUGGGUAAAUUGACUGAAAAGGUCACCAUUGUUAGUGCUGGUGAAUUAGUUAAGCUUGCUAGCAAGUUGUGA